This is a messenger RNA of Beauveria bassiana ARSEF 2860, 897 nucleotides long. RefSeq names its product zinc finger protein. The record is from RefSeq and is a predicted model, not a curated record. The coding region runs from base 1 to 897 and encodes 298 amino acids. Gene Ontology annotation, cellular component: ESCRT-0 complex. Gene Ontology annotation, molecular function: ubiquitin binding; metal ion binding; phosphatidylinositol-3-phosphate binding. Lineage: Eukaryota; Fungi; Ascomycota; Sordariomycetes; Hypocreales; Cordycipitaceae. The transcript has 2 exons. Gene Ontology annotation, biological process: protein transport to vacuole involved in ubiquitin-dependent protein catabolic process via the multivesicular body sorting pathway; protein targeting to vacuole.
AUGGCCGCCCAGCUUAUCAUGCCCACGCUGCCUGGCGAGCAGCAGCAAUCUCGUCACUUUCUCUCUUCCCACCGCCCUACCCAUCACGCCCGCUCCCAGUCUUACAACCUCGCGGGCCCUCGCUUUCAACUCAACACAAACCCGGCCAACAGCGGUGCUGGCCACUAUGCCUCGACACCGCCCUCGCCACGCGGCACAGCAGGCUCACGCAGCAACAUUCACAGCAGUAAUGCGGCCGGCGCGCGCCCUCUGUACAUGCCCGCCGUCUUGCGUCCCAACUACGAAUUUCCGCCCCAGCAGCCGCUCUCCCGCUCUCCCGGUUCCUCGUCCGAUUCAGGCUCCGACUCAACACUGCGGCGCACCAAUACGGCCAACUUGUUGAGUCUCACCGGCCUCGGCGCCAUCGGUUCCCGCCUCAGCCGUCGAUCCACCAUCGAGAGCUCCAAGAGCCUCGAGGGCGAUUGGGAUCUGACGACAUAUCCCGAUGUUACGUCGCCGCCUACCCGUAGGCAUUGGAAGCCCGACACGGAAUCAUCCAUCUGCGACGACCCCCUCUGCAAGCGCUCUUUCAGCUACUUCAACCGCAGGCACCACUGCCGCAAAUGUGGUAAUAUUUUCUGCGACUUCCAUUCAACCUUGGUCCUUCCUCUUGACCAGGACGCCAACUUUAACCCGCGCGCUAUGCCUUCGCGGACCUGCAACCACUGCUUUGAGCAGGUCAAGGCCCGUCACUCGCGCAACAACAGCCAAUCUUCGGGCUCAGAUUCCUCAGGCGGCCGCACUGCGGCGGCCGCCAUUUCCACGAAGAAGGGCGGCGACGACAAUGAAUUUAACUUGCCUACCAGCAAGGACAUUGCCGCCAGUGUCCCGCGCGACUGGAACUGGAGCACCUUUUGA